Colossoma macropomum (tambaqui) is the source of this 1869-nucleotide messenger RNA. It is a transcript of the gene dedd, whose product is annotated as death effector domain containing. NCBI's taxonomy places the organism in Eukaryota, Metazoa, Chordata, Actinopteri, Characiformes, Serrasalmidae. Gene Ontology annotation, biological process: apoptotic process; extrinsic apoptotic signaling pathway via death domain receptors; regulation of apoptotic process. The transcript has 6 exons. Gene Ontology annotation, cellular component: nucleolus. Gene Ontology annotation, molecular function: protein binding; DNA binding. The record is from RefSeq and is a predicted model, not a curated record. The coding region runs from base 296 to 1477 and encodes 393 amino acids.
UGUUCCUUCAUCUUAGCAGUGGGCAGUAAUGGCCGCAGCACUGAGCUGCUGCGGGAAUCCGCUCGGACUCGGACUCGGACACGGACCCGGAGCCCCCUUACACUCAUAACCGCAGCCCCGGACCGCGGAGCGCCGAGGGGAUUAAUGUGCGGCGAAUGAAGCUGGAGGAGAGCGUUCGAGUCCGCGUGUGCAGAAGCCAGUCACAUCAGCGCUGAUUUCCGGUUCCACGUCAUCAGUGACAGUGACAUCAUCGCCCCCCCUCCCACCCUGCCGUGCGUGUGCUUGGCGCAGAGUGAUGAGCUCACAGCAGCGUGGGAAUGCAACCCCGCCCCUCCUCGCUCCACACACCUCCUCCUCCAGCCAUGGCAGGCAGGGCUCGUCUCCCGGCCUGCUGGACUCCUACCCACGAUCCUCCAGGAGAGGCUGGGCCGGCACUUCUUCAUCCACACCGGCUCACGCCACGACAGUGAGCCGAGCGUCCUGCAGUAACCCCGCCUCCUCGCGGAGAGCCGUGUCCGGCCGCUCUGAGCCCUGGCCGGAGGAAGCUGUGGACGACGCUUAUGGCCUUUACUCGCUGCACCGCAUGUUCGACAUCGUGGGUGCUCACCUGACGCACCGGGACGUCCGUGUGCUGUCCUUUCUGUUCGUGGACGUCAUAGACGAGUACGAGCGCGGCGGCAUUCGGAGCGGGAAGGAUUUCCUGCUGGCGCUGGAGCGUCAGGGACGCUGCGAUGAGACGAACUUCCGGCACAUUCUCCAGCUGCUCCGCAUCAUCACCAGACACGAUCUUCUGCCUUACGUCACUCUACGCAAGAGACAGACGGUGUGUCCAGAUCCAGUGGAUAAAUAUUUGGAGGAGACGUCCGUACGCUACAUUUCCCCCAGAGGGUGCAGAGCCGAAAGCCAGCAAGCCACGCCCCACAGGAGAGCAGGACCCCAGCCUGUGAUCUGCUGCCCCGCCCCGUCGGAGCCUCAGGUGUGUCCACCCCGCGCCAAACCCGCACCCCACACUCCGAACAGGAAGAGGAAGAGAGCCCACAGUGCGGCCGACUGCAGAGAAAAACAGACCUGCGACAUCCGCCUGCGCGUCCGGGCCGAGUACUGCCAGCACGACUCGGCUCUGCAGGGCAACGUCUUCUCCAACAAGCAGGAGGCGCUAGAGAGGCAGUUCGAGCGCUUCAACCAGGCCAACACCAUCCUGAAGUCGCGCGACCUCGGCUCCAUCAUCUGCGACAUCAAGUUCUCGGAGCUGACGUACCUGGACGCGUUUUGGCGGGACUACAUUAACGGCUCGCUGCUGGAGGCGCUGAAGGGCGUCUUCAUCACGGACUCGCUCAAGCAGGCCGUCGGCCACGAGGCCAUCAAACUGCUCGUCAACGUAGACGAGGAAGACUACCAGGCCGGCCGGAGGAAGCUGCUGAGGAACCUGAUGGCGGGAGGGGCGGGGUCAGGCAGCCGGGAGGCAGGCUCGUCUUAGUGGAGGCGUGGUCUGUUUGACCUGUAGGCGGGGUUUGGGGCUGUAUUUUAAUGAACAGACUGGAAAAGAUGCAGUGAACGGACUGCUGGACUUGGAGAAGAGCGCUAAAGUGACUCUGAAAGAGAGAGAGACGAGACGGAGAGGCAGAAGAGGCCGCAGGCCGUGGUGAAUGUAGAGAAAGUGUUUUGGGACUUUUUUUUUGUAUUUUUUUUUUUUUUGACGUGUCACAACCGAGGUGUGGAAAUAAUAAAAGUAAUGAACGGAAAUAGAGGGACAGAAAGACGGCAUUUAAUUUCCUUUGGAUAUUUUUGUGCUAAAUACGCAACACUAAUGUUUUUUUGUUUUUUGUUUUUUUUUUAACUUGUGAAUUCCCACAUUUAGUGUUUUGUACA